ACUCUAAAUCUCAAAUAUUUGGGGAUUUGGUGUUCCAUUUCAUUUUCAUCUGAAAGCGGCAUUCAGAAAAUAUUUCAAAUUUGUAGCCAUGGCGGUUUUUCUUCCUUCCUGCCUUAUAAUUCAUUGUCCCAGAUCAAUACCAAUACCAUCUUUCAAUUCUCUACCCCUUUCCUUCCACCCUUGUCUAUCUCUUUCAAGGAUUCAAUCAUAUAGACUGGGUGUGAAAGAUGUUGGGUAUGACUCACAUCAAAAACUCAGCCAGAGUUACUCGCCUGGCGACGAAAAGGACAGCUGACGCAUUCGUUGAACAUGAUUCUCAUCUGCAAUCCCCCGCCAAGAAGAGAGCUCUUCUCGGGGAGAUUUCCAAUCUGAAGGGUACCAUGCUUACUGAGCAGAAAUUGAAGGCUGUACAGGAAAUUGAAACGAAGUUUGAUGAUUCUCAGAUGUGUGAUGGUUAUGUAACUGAUAUCUACGUUUAUCUUCAUAACAUGGAGAAAGAGGCAAAGAGAAGGCCACUUCAAGAUUAUAUUGAGAAAGUACAAAAAGAUGUGACUGCAAACAUGAGAGGGGUUUUGGUGGAUUGGUUGGUUGAGGUUGCAGAAGAAUACAAGCUUCAAUCUGAUACACUUUAUCUCUCAAUCAGUUACAUUGACAAAUUCUUGUCUACUAAUCCUAUCAAUAAGAAGAGGCUACAGUUGCUUGGCGUUUCUUCUAUGCUGAUUGCAUCAAAGUUUGAAGAGAUUAAGCCUCCAACAGUUGAUGACUUCUGCUACAUCACAGAUUACACUUACAGAAAGGAAGAUGUAGUGAAGAUGGAAGCUGAUAUACUCAAAUCUCUUAAAUUUGAAGUGAGCAGUCCAACAAUUUUGACCUUCUUGAGAAGAUUUGCCAGGAUUUCUGAAGAGGAUUACAAAAAUCCAAUGUUGGAGUUUGAAUUAUUGGGAUGUUACUUGGCAGAGUUAAGUUUGUUGGAUUAUGGCUGUUUGAAGUUUUUACCAUCCAUGAUUGCUUCUUCUGUUGUAUUCCUUUCAAGGUUCAUAUUCCACCCUGAUAAGCAUCCAUGGAAUGCAAAUCUUCAAAAGUAUUCAGGAUACAAAGCUGCUGAUUUAAAAGAAUGUGUUGUUAUGAUACAAGACUUGCGAUUGGGUAAAAGAGGAGGCUCUUUGGUAGCAAUCAAAGAGAAAUACAACCAGCAUAAGUUCAAAUAUGUUGGGUUGAUAAAAUGCCCUCUUGAAAUACCCAGUUUAUUCUUUGAAGAAAUGAGGGUAAUUGACAACUGAUUUUAGAGUGGCUGAAGGCUUGAAGCAUGUUAGUUUAUUCUCAAAUAUGAAGUCUUCCUCAAAUUGGAUCUAUCUAACUAUCUGGUAUCCACCUGAGCUGAGUGAACACAUAAAAGCCAGAUUUUGUAGUUUAGGAUAGUAAAGAAUGGUUAUUUUAGCACAUGAAGCAAAGUUGAGCAUGUUAUAAUAUAUAGAGAAGUGAACAGAAGACUCACCCUGCAGAUUGCAGCUGUUCAUGCUAAUGGGAGGUUACUUUGAUCCUACGACUCCAAUGCAAUGAUGCAGCUAGGAUGACAUCAAGACCUUAGAUGAACUGAGGGAGAAGAGGAAUUCUGGUUUCUUGUGAUUUGAAUUGGGAGGGCUGAGAAAAUUAAAUCCUAGCCAGCGAGAGAUGUGAAAAGAAGCUGUGGAAUCAAAUACCCGAUUAAUGGCGUAUAUAAAGAAGAAGAAUUCACAGCCAGGACAGCUACCUCUCCUCUGUUAAACUUCGAUUAAAGGGCUAAAAUCUGAAAGCUAAGAGAGAAGAGGGAACCUUUCUUGGUGCUUACAUUACUGCUGCUGGCCGAAAUGAAGUAUAAUAGGAUAAAUUAGAUGAUGUAGUAGAUGAAUUUGCUCCUAUUUCUAAUUUGAUGACAUAGCUUGUCACAGAUUUUCAUCAAUAAAUGAAAUGAAUUUUGAUGAAAGAUUGGCUU
Messenger RNA from Impatiens glandulifera, 1972 nucleotides. Its product is annotated as putative cyclin-A3-1. Gene Ontology annotation, biological process: regulation of cyclin-dependent protein serine/threonine kinase activity; mitotic cell cycle phase transition. NCBI's taxonomy places the organism in Eukaryota, Viridiplantae, Streptophyta, Magnoliopsida, Ericales, Balsaminaceae. The transcript has 7 exons. Gene Ontology annotation, cellular component: cyclin-dependent protein kinase holoenzyme complex; nucleus; cytoplasm. The record is from RefSeq and is a predicted model, not a curated record. Gene Ontology annotation, molecular function: cyclin-dependent protein serine/threonine kinase regulator activity. Bases 228 to 1280 code for a protein of 350 amino acids.